GGCGGGUUCCGGAAGAAUCCAAGAUGGCGGAGGCGGAGGCGCCCAGGAGAAUGUCUGCGGUCGUGUGGUUGACUCUUCUCCUGGCCGUGGUGUCGGCGGUAGACAAAAGCAACUUCAAGACCUGUGACCAGAGUUCCUUUUGCAAGCGUCAGAGAAACUUACAACCUGGAAGCUCCCCUUAUAGGGCGCUGCUGGAAUCCCUGCAGCUGAGCCAAGAAUCUAUGAAAAUCCAGCUUAUUAAUGAAGCAAACAAGGUUCCUCUCCUCCUGGAGUUCUACGGCUUGAAAGGGAACAUGACCCGCCUCCGGAUCAACGAGCUGACGCCCCUCAAACCCCGCUAUGAGGUACACGACGUCUUAAUCCAGGACCCUCCCACCUCCAGAUUGUCUGUCACAGGCCGCGACGAGAACAGCGUGGAGCUGUCGCUGGAGGACGGGAGCCACAAGGUGAUCCUGACAGCGAAGCCCUUUCGCAUGGACCUGCUGGCCGGGCGGGACCUGGUGCUGAGCGUCAAUUCCCGGGGCCUGCUGGUAUUCGAGCACCUGCGACAGAGGAAGGACUCUUUCUCGGAUAAAGUUAGUGACACGGUCGUUAGCAUUUGGGAUAGGAUCACGAACAUUUUCGCUAGUUAUACCUUUAGUGCCAUUGUUGAUCAUGCCAAUCUUUCUUUUCUUUCUUUCUUUUUAAAUUUCCAGCCUGAGGAUGCCUCCCAAAAGGACCCCGAAGAAGAUCCGGGAUCUUGGGAAGAAACUUUUAAGACCCACACGGAUAAAAAACCCAACGGACCAACGUCAGUGGGACUGGAUUUCUCCUUCCCGGGAGUGGAGAACGUGUACGGCAUCCCAGAACACGCAGAUAACCUCCGUCUUCGAACCACUGAGGGAGGGGACCCGUAUCGCCUCUAUAACUUGGACGUCUUCCAAUACGAACUCUACAACCCGAUGGCUCUCUAUGGAUCCGUCCCUGUGUUGCUGGCUCACAGCGCCCAACGUACCCUUGGCCUGUUUUGGCUGAAUGCGGCCGAGACCUGGGUGGACAUCACCUCCAACACAGCCGGCAAGACCAUGUUUGGGAAGAUGCUAGAUUACAUACAAGGCGGAGGAGAAACGCCCCAAACAGACGUUCGCUGGAUGUCGGAGAGCGGAAUCAUAGACGUGUUCCUUCUGCUGGGACCUUCACCUGCGGACAUUUUCAAGCAGUAUGCAUCCCUCACAGGCACCCAGGCUCUGCCUCCGCUCUUCGCCCUGUCCUAUCACCAGAGCCGCUGGAACUACAACGAUGAGGAAGAUGUCACCGCGGUGGACAACGGCUUCGACGAGCACGACAUCCCCUGCGACGUCAUCUGGCUGGACAUCGAGCACGCCGACGGCAAGCGCUACUUCACCUGGGAUGCCAACAAGUUCCCCCACCCCCAGGAGAUGCUUCAGCGGCUGGCAGCCAAGAGGAGGAAGAUGGUGAGCAUUGUAGACCCACACAUCAAAGUUGACACCGGCUACCGAAUCCACAAUGAAAUUCGCUCCCGGGACCUUUACAUCAAGACCAAGGACGGGAAUGACUAUGAAGGCUGGUGCUGGCCAGGUUCAGCGGGCUAUCCGGAUUUCACCAACCCUCAGAUGCGUUCUUGGUGGUCCAGCAUGUUCGCUUACGACCAAUACGAGGGCUCCACGGAGAACCUCUACACCUGGAACGACAUGAACGAGCCUUCGGUCUUCAACGGCCCCGAGGUGACGAUGCACAAGGACGCCGUCCACCAAGGGGGCUGGGAGCACCGCGACGUGCACAACCUGUACGGCUUUUACGUGCAAAUGGCCACCGCGGAGGGCCAGGUGCAGCGGUCUGGCGGCCUGGAGCGGCCCUUCGUCUUGACCCGAAGCUUCUUUGCGGGUUCACAACGUUACGGGGCUGUAUGGACCGGGGACAAUGCAGCUGAGUGGGACCACCUAAAAAUCUCCAUCCCCAUGUGCCUGAGCCUGGGUUUAGUGGGCAUCUCUUUCUGUGGAGCUGACGUGGGCGGCUUCUUCAAAAACCCGGAGCCCGAGUUGCUGGUGCGCUGGUACCAAGCCGGAGCCUAUCAGCCCUUCUUCCGGGCACACGCCCACGUGGACACCACCCGCCGGGAACCCUGGCUCUUCGGGGACGAGAACAAAGCUCUGAUCCGAGAGGCCGUGCGCGAGCGUUACGCUCUGCUUCCCUUCUGGUAUACCCUCUUCUAUCAGUCUUACCGGACUGGCCAGCCUGUCAUGAGACCGCUGUGGGUUGAAUUUCCCCAAGACCCCACCUUGUACCCCAUUGAUGAUGAGUAUCUGCUUGGGCAGGUUUGGUACGACGUCCACACCCACCAGAAACUCCACGCCCCACAGACAUUUUAUUUGCCGGUCACUAUGAGCAGCAUUCCCGUCUACCAGCGUGGGGGCAGCAUCGUGGCUCGGAAGGAGCGGGUCCGGCGUUCUUCAGACUGCAUGCAGGACGAUCCGUACACGCUCUACGUGGCUUUGGGUCCUCAGGGAACCGCCCAAGGGGAACUUUUCAUUGAUGACGGACACACAUAUAAUUUUGAGACGAAAGGAGAAUACCUGCACCGCCUCUUCCAUUUCUCUGGCAACGUCCUGACAGCCAGCUCGGCAGAUCCGAAAGGCAGUUUUGAAAACCCGGCCUGGAUCGAACGAGUGGUAAUUCUCGGAGCGGGCAAGCCAGGGGCAGUCUUCCUCAAACAACAUGGAGCAGGAGAAACGCGCCUGGAUUUUACCCACGAAGCCGAAACUUCCGUUCUAACCAUCCGCAAACCCGCCGUGAAUAUCGGAGAAGACUGGAACAUCUCGCUACGAUAAUGGCACGAGGCGGGAGGGGGGGGGCGGGAGAGACGAGGAUUAGCUGGGCAGAGGGGCAGGGAGAUGUUGGGGAGGGGGUGUGGGGGAGGGGGUGUUGAGUUCUAGGUCAGGAGCCUAUCCCCCCCCCAUCCAUUGGGGAGAUAGACCUGGAAGCUCCCUGCUGCCGCUGCAUCUCGGGUCCAGUGUCCCAGUUCAGAAGGCAUGAAAUGGAAAAGGGGUAUCUUUCCCUUCCCUUCCUCCCUCUGGCCUUUUUAAUCCUUCUUUUCCUCUCUCUUUCCUUCCUUCCUCUCUAGUCCCUCCCCUUGUUUCUGUUUUUCCUUCCUCCUUCCCUCUUUCUUCCUCUCUCCCCUUCCUUUCUUCACCCCUUCUUUUUCCUUCUCUCCUUUCCUCCCUUUCCUAUCUGUCCUCCCAUUUUUUCUUUCCUCUUUCCCUCUGCUCCUUCCUCUCCUCUUCGUUUGCUCAUCCCUCCCUCCCUUUUUUCCUUCUCCUCUUUCCUCCCUUUCCUUCCUAUCACUCCGCUCCCAUCUUCUUCCUUUCUCUUUUCCUCCUCCUCUUCUUUCCAUGUUCCUUCCUUUCUCCUUCUUUCUUCCUUCCGAUCUCUUUUCCUUCUCGCCUUCCCCGCCUUUCCUUCCUUCCUCUCCACCCUCCCGUCUCGUUUCUUCCUCUCUCCCCUGCCUCCCUUCCCUCCUUUCUCCCCUCCCUCCAACUUUUAAGCAAUAUUUGCUGUAAAAGGAGGACUGUCCUGGCGACACUGGAUUGCAACCCGUUUUCCCUUCGGGGACUGGUAGCCAAGGCACACACACCCUUCCCUUUCUCCCCUUCCAAUUAUUUUUUUCUGGAAAACACAAACCUGGAUUGCCUUUUUCCAAAGUUGGUGGGCCUAACUCUCUUCCUCUAACACCCCUUUUUCCCCUUCAUCUCUUCCCACAUGUUCUGGCUGAAGUUGGGGUGUGGGUGGGUGGGGGGAACAAAACCUCAACCAGAAAACCCAAUUGACGGUUGGCGAGGACUGCCUUUUCAACCCCUUUCCUCGCCAGCCAGUGAAUGUACUACAGUUUUCCUCCACAACCCCGAAGGCCAACCCCUUUGCCGUUUGCAAGAA
Molecule: messenger RNA, 3930 nt
Organism: Notechis scutatus (mainland tiger snake)
Lineage: Eukaryota; Metazoa; Chordata; Lepidosauria; Squamata; Elapidae
Source: RefSeq, a predicted model, not a curated record